Messenger RNA from Jaminaea rosea, 4335 nucleotides. Its product is annotated as phosphoribosylformylglycinamidin. The record is from RefSeq and is a predicted model, not a curated record. Gene Ontology annotation, molecular function: phosphoribosylformylglycinamidine synthase activity. NCBI's taxonomy places the organism in Eukaryota, Fungi, Basidiomycota, Exobasidiomycetes, Microstromatales. Gene Ontology annotation, biological process: 'de novo' IMP biosynthetic process. Bases 53 to 4246 code for a protein of 1397 amino acids. The transcript has a single exon.
UUCACCACCAUCGCCCGCUAUCGCCUUUGCGCGUCUCGCACGCUUCCCCCUCAUGUCCUCUCUUCUUCAGCUGCCUGGCUGCGAGAGUCACACGGCUGCCCAGCUCAGUCGUCUCUUGCAGCGUCUCAAGGCUGCGGCUCCCUCUCUGUCCGGCGUUGAGGCUAUCGAGGCGCGCUUCGUCCACUUUGUAAACGUCUCGUCCAAGGCGGCUCUCGACGACCUCACUGCGUCGUCUUCUUCCUCUUCUCCGUCAUCACAUCGCGUCAUCCUGGACCAUCUCCUAGCAUAUGGUCACCCAGCUGAGCAGUUCGCCGAGGCUGCAUCGGGCACUCACCUCUACGUGAUCCCUCGUCCUGGUUCCAUCUCUCCUUGGUCGUCAAAGGCGACGGACAUCCUUCAUCUAUGCACCCUCAAGGACCAUGUCACUCGCGUCGAAAGGGGAGUCGAGUACGUCCUGCACGGCAAAGACGUCCCAGCUCUGUCGUUUAUCCCGGCCGCGGCUCUCGACGUGAUCCACGACCGAAUGACGACAAUUGUGGUCGAGCGCUCGCCGCGCUUCGACGACAUCUUCGCCGAGUCGCCUCGCAAGCCUCUCGAGUACGUAGACAUCCUCGCAAAGGCCUCUUCGGCAGAGUCUGCUGUUGCGGAGCUCGAGGCAGCCAACAAGGCUCGUGGUCUGGCCUUAGCGCCAGAUGAGAUCCGCUACCUCGCUCAAGCAUACACGCAGCUCGGACGCAACCCGACGACCCCCGAGCUCUUUUCCUUCGCCCAGGUCAAUUCGGAGCACUGUCGUCACAAGAUUUUCAAUGCCGACUGGACCAUAGAUGGGCAGCCCCAGCCCAACACCCUGUUCGGCAUGAUUCGUAACACGCACAAGGUCACGCCCCAGGGCACCAUCAGCGCUUACUCGGACAAUGCGGCCGUGCUCGAGGGCAGCGAUGUUGCACGAUUCAGCUUUGUUGAGCAGCAAGAUGGCACUGUUGCCUACGCUCAGUCUGAGGCAAAGGAGGCGCACCCCAUGCUCGUCAAGGUUGAGACGCACAACCACCCAACCGCUGUUUCGCCGUAUCCGGGUGCUGCGACUGGCGCAGGAGGAGAGAUCAGAGACGAAGGAGCCGUGGGCAAGGGAUCGCGACCCAAAGCCGGCCUUGUCGGGUUCAUGACCUCCAAUGUCACGCCGGCAACGGAAGAAGGCGAGCAGCCCGUCGACACCUCCCUGCCUGCUCACCUCAACCCGGGUAAGCCAGCCCACAUCGCCUCCAGCAAGGACAUCAUGCUCGAAGGUCCCCUCGGAAGCGCCAACUUCAACAAUGAGUUCGGUCGUCCCGGCCUCACGGGCUUCUGGCGUACUUUCUGCCUUGACACCGGAGCAGAAGUUCGCGGAUACCACAAGCCUAUCAUGCUCGCCGGAGGGUUGGGAAAUGUUCGCCCGCAAUUCGCACUCAAGUCCCCCAUCCCCAUUGGCGCAAAGAUCGUCGUUCUCGGUGGUCCUGGCAUGCUGAUUGGUCUGGGCGGCGGCGCUGCCUCCAGCAUGGCAUCAGGCGCCUCCGACCGAGCCGAUCUGGACUUCGCCUCUGUGCAGCGCGAGAACCCCGAGAUGCAACGACGCUGCCAAAUGGUGAUUGAUGCCUGCGUGGCGAGCGUAGCUGGCAACCCCAUUCAAAGCAUUCACGACGUCGGUGCUGGCGGCCUUUCCAACGCCUUGCCCGAGCUUGUGCACGACGCAGGACUGGGCGGCAAAUUCGAGCUGCGCGACAUCCUCAUCGACGACGAGAGCAUGAGCCCGCUCGAGAUCUGGUGCAAUGAGUCGCAGGAGCGCUACGUGCUUGCCGUCCUCCCCGAGGAUGUGCAGCGAUUCACUUCUAUUGCGCAGAGGGAGCGCUGCCCCUUCAGCGUUGUGGGGGAGGCAACGGAGGAGCAACGCCUAGUCGUGACAGACCGGCUUGCAGGGAAUACGCCGCUUGACUUGCCUAUGUCGACCCUCUUUGGCAAGCCGCCAAAGAUUGCCCGCGAGUCGAAGCGCCUCCAGCCUGACCUCAAGCCAUUCGAUGCCUCUGCUCUCGGCUCCUCUGACGACUUUUCCGCCGCAUUCGACGCUGCUCUUGGUCGCACGCUCCGCCUCCCCACGGUAGCUUCCAAGUCCUUCCUCAUCACCAUCGGAGACCGCUCCAUCACAGGUCUUGUCGCGCGCGACCAGAUGGUUGGGCCCUGGCAGGUGCCCGUAGCAGAUGUGGCUGUCACUCGCACCGGCUACGGGUUCGAAGAUGUGCUCACGGGCGAGGCCAUGUGCUCCGGUGAGCGCACCCCGCUUGCUCUGCUCAGCCCUGCUGCGUCGGCUCGCAUGGCUGUGGGCGAGGCGAUCACCAAUCUGGUCGCCGCCAGUGUCGGGGAUAUCACGCGCGUGAAGCUCUCGGCCAACUGGAUGUGCGCGGCAAGCUACAGUGAUGAGGGCGCUAGACUGUACGAGGCUGUGCAAGCUAUUGGCCUCGAUCUUUGCCCGAAGUUGGGGCUGGCCAUUCCCGUAGGCAAGGACUCGAUGAGCAUGCAAAUGGCUUGGCGCCAAGAUGGAGAAGGCAAAGCAGUCACUGCGCCCAUGAGCGUCAUCAUCACUGCCUUUGCACCCGUUGACGCCAUUGAUCGCACCUGGACUCCGCAGCUGCGCACAGAGGACGAUCUCGACCCUGCAGCUGCGGAGACGGUGCUCGUCUUUGUCGACCUGGCUCGUGGCAAGCAGCGAAUGGGUGGUUCCUGCCUCGCGCAAGUGUACGGUCAGCUCGGUCAAGAUUGCCCCAACGUGGACUCCGGCAACGAGGCGCUACUCAAGGGCUUCUUCGAUGCCUGCCACACGCUCAAGGAGCUCAAAGUGCACGGCCGCAAGGCAGGGGACGAUCAGCUUGUCCUUGCUUACCACGAUCGAUCGGACGGCGGGCUCAUCACUACCAUUGCCGAGAUGGCCUUUGCUGGCCGUUGCGGAGUUGAAGUCGACAUGGACGUUAUUGCGAAGAGUGCAUCAACGGAGGACCGUAUCGCCGCUCUCUUCAAUGAGGAGCUUGGCGCCGUUAUGCAGGUACGCAAGGGAGACGUCAAGGCCGUAGAGCGCAUCUUCCAGGUCAGCGGCUGCGAAGGCUGUCUCAGCAUUAUCGGCAAGGUGCUUCCCCGCUCACAGGGCGAAGGCAUCUCGCUUGUCUCUUCAUCGAGCUCGAUCUGGUCGUCGACUCGCAAGGACCUGCAGACCAUUUGGGCCGAGACGUCGUACCGAAUGCAGCGCGAAAGAGACGACCCCGAGUGUGCUCGCGAGGAGUACUCUCGCAUCUCUCCGCUCGCCAACACGCAGCAAGACGGAGGACGCCUCGAGUAUGAUCUGAGGUACAAUCCGGGCGAAGACUCACUCGGCCCGCUGGUCGACCUUCCCCUGCAGAAGCGCCCGCGCGUUGCCAUCCUCCGUGAGCAAGGCGUCAACGGCCACCUUGAGAUGGCCUUUGCCUUCUAUGCAGCCGGCUUCGCGCCCAUCGACGUCCACAUGUCGGACAUCGUCUCUGGCCGCGUCUCUCUCAAGCCCUUCCGUGGUCUCGCAGCCUGCGGCGGGUUCUCCUUCGGUGACGUGCUCGGCGCCGGAGCUGGGUGGGCGAAGAGUGCUCUCCUAAACGUCAAGGCCCGCGAAGAGUUCCAACACUUCCUCGUCGAGCGCAAGGACACCUUCGCUCUGGGUGUGUGCAACGGAUGCCAAUUCCUUUCGCAACUGGCAAAGAGUGGGCUAGUGCCUAAUGGCGGAGAGGACUGGCCUACAUUUGAGAGGAACAAGAGUGGGAGGUUUGAGGGACGGGUGUGCACGGUGCAGGUGGACGUCGAGAGUGAAGUAGUCAAGAAGAGCGUCUUCCUGCGCGAUAUGGCUGGCAGCCGUCUCCCUGCCAUCGUGGCUCACGGUGAGGGGCGAGCGCAAUGGUCUUCGCCUGAGGCGCAGGCUCGUGCCGCUCAGCGAGGUCUCGUUGCCCUGCGCUACGUCGAGGCCGGCUCUGCUCCCGAAUCAGGAGGUGCGACGGCAUACCCUACGAACCCGAACGGCUCGCCCGACGGUAUCACUGCAUUGAGUACGGACGACGGUCGUAUCCUCGCCAUGAUGCCCCACCCAGAGCGCGGGAUCACUGCUGAAGCCAUGUCGUGGAAGCCUGCAGGUGCAGCACAGGAGUGGAAGGGCAAGGGACCAUGGUUGAGGAUGUUCGAGAGCGCAAGGCGUUGGUGCGAGUAGAAGGGGGCGCAGGAGACGAAGAGCAAUAUCCGUAGAAGGACAAAAUGAAGAUCAAUGCAAAGCCGGAGCAUCAUAUUGACCUGUCGUGC